AAACCAACUUCAGUGAAUAAGAAACUGGCAGAAUAAGAAACCAACCGAAGUCUUGGUUCUGGAUGAAUGAACCUCCAAGCCUUGUCCGGAGUCUUCAGGGAACGGUUUUCUUCAGUACACCGCCACUCAUCAUCCUGAGAAAACAGCACAUGACGUCAGAUUAUUUUAUCACUGACUGCAGUCAUCGCUUCAUCCCUAGAGAGCCAUCUAGUGGUAAUCCCGAGAACUGCCAGGCUGCAGUGAAGGGAUCUGCUUAGUCUGCAGUCAAUGAAUCCAGGCUGCGGGCAUGCGCACUGCGAUUCCCCCUGCCACAGUCAUUCAGCAGCGGCUUGUGGUGUCCUGGAAGUGAUGGGAUCCCAUGUCCUGCAGAUAUUUAGGCAGGGGGUCUGGGCAGCACUGACAGGAGGCUGGUACCAUGACCCCCACGACAGCCAGUUUAAUAACAUCUGCCACUUGUAUCUGUGGAUCUUCCUGCUGCUGUUACCGCUCGCAAUGCACUUGGGUUUGCCUCCAACAAACUUCACACUAUGCCUUUACUGUGUAUCCACGACCAUCCUAUUUGCAGUUAUUAAGCUUGUAAGUUUUCGACUGCAUCUUAUGUUCGAUAAAGGGAUUCGGAAUCAGCUCAAUAAAAGUAAAGAACAACCAAAACAAGAUGGUAAUGUCACAAAUGGCCACUCUGUUCCCGGCAUGAAAGAGGAUACUCUUAAAGACCUAAAAACCCAGGAUAUCCAGCAAAGCCAUCAAGAUCUCCGUAGAAAUGUUUCUUCAGAUUCAGUGGUAAUACAGACACCGGAUAACCAUACAGAGGUCAAAGAGGCUGGUGCAGCAGAAGAUGUGAAAGAAAAUAUGUGUUGUGAGCGUCUAUCAGAAAAAACUAACUGCUGUCUGGAAAAGGAUCAGUUAAACACUUUUGACCAAAACAUUUGGACAUCUCCUGAUCAGUUUCCAAAUUGCCAGAUCACCAGAAAAAAGAUCAUCUAUGAAGUGACUUGCAGUCAUCCACCACAGCAAGAAAGUACUGUUUUACAAGUCCUUUGUGGAACAACUGCCUCAAUGCAACAUGACACACAGACAAGUAAAGAAAAUAGCAGACCGAUUUUCUUGAUGGACGUAAAUCAGAGUGCAGAAUAUUGUGAGACAAUGAAGCCGAAAUGUGCCUCUAUAUCUGAUGAUACCGAUUUAAACUCAGAAGAAGAAACAUCAGGAAAUCAUGGACUAUUUUCUCAUGAUCCUGAAGAAGAAUCACAAGCCUCAGUAGUCACUGCGAAACCAAGCAGGUGUGGAACACCAUAUCCUAUAAGUCAAAAAUCUGAAAAUUCAUUCCAUGUCAUAUCAGAGACUAGUUUUCCAAAAAAACAGUUUUAUAAGUUUCGUAUUUUUCCUGGUAAAUGGAUCAAAGUUUGGUGUGACAGGAUGACAUUAUUGGCACUGCUGGAUAAAACAGAAAAUGUUGGUGAGAACAUCUUAGCCAUAUUACUAGCCAUCGUUGUGUCACUUUUCGGAUUUUUAGUUUUGCAAAUAGAUGUUUUUAGAGAUAUUUGGAUAUUCCAGUUUUGUUUUGUUAUUGCUAGCUGCCAGUUUUGCCUUCUCAAGAGUGUGCAGCCAGAUCCAGCUUCACCAGUUCAUGGCUACAAUCAAAUAAUAACAUACAGCCGACCAGUUUAUUUUUGUAUUUUCUGUGGCCUUAUUCUUCUACUGGAUUCUGGAGCCAAACUGACAGCAAUUCAACCUACUACAGUUUAUGGAUUUCACUUAUUUACUCCAGAUUUUUUUCAAACAAUAAGAGAUCAUAUUAUUGUAUUCGUGAGUUGUUUUCCUAUCAUAUCACUUUUCGGUCUUUUUCCUCAAGUGAAUACAUUUUGUGUGUAUUUCUUGGAGCAGAUUGAUAUACUCAUAUUUGGUGGUACUGCAACUACUGGAUUUGGGUCAUCAAUUUACAGCUUACUUCGAAGCACUCUUGCUGUUGUUAUGUUAUAUGGCAUCUGCAGUUAUUCCAUAAAGGAGACAUGGGAUAUUAGACACAUACCAUCUAUGUUUUCUGCAUUCUGUGGACUUUUGGUUGCCCUUUCAUAUCACUUGAGUCGCCAAAGUAGUGACCCUACAGUUAUAAUGUCUUAUAUUAAGUGCAGACUGUUACCAGAAAACUUGAUAAGUUCAACCAAACAUGAAGAUCCUUUACCAGAACAGUUAAAAAGUUCAAUGAAAGAAAUCCUCACGUCAGAUCUAAUUGUCUGUACAUUGGCUGGCUUCUUAACUUUUGCGAUUAGUGCUAGCACAGUUUUUCUCUUCUUAAGUCCAAUUCUCAGUACUGUGUUGCUUGUUAUGGCAUUGACUGUGGGUCUUCUGGCACACUAUAUAAUACCACAACUACGAAAACAUCAUCCAUGGCUUUGGAUUGCACAUCCCCUGCUUCAAAAUAAAGAAUACAGACAGAGAGAAAUCAUUGAUGCCGCCCAGUUAAUGUGGUUUGAAAAGAUAUAUGUUUGCCUUGUCUGUUUUGAGAAGUAUUUCUUGUAUCCAUCGAUCAUUCUAAAUGCAGUUACUACAGAAGCCUUUUCAGUCAGUGGUUUCCAAAGGUUUGGAAAACAAUUGGAUGCAUUUAUCAUAGCAGUGUCUGGAAUGAAGCUGAUGCGCUCCUGUUUUUGCAAUCCCUCACAGCAAUAUAUCACAUUAGGAUUCACUGUUAUACUUUUUCAGUUUGAUUACAGUUCUAUUUCAGAAAGUUUUUUACUGGAUUUCUAUGUUAUUUCUAUAAUGUUUUAUAAGAUAUGGGAUCUUCUCCAAAAGCUGCAAUAUGUGUUUGCAUAUAUCGCACCAUGGCAAAUCGCUUGGGGUUCAUCAUUUCAUGUAUUUGCCCAGUUUUUUGCUGUGCCCCAUUCGGGAAUGCUUUUAUUCCAGACAUUUGCAACAUCAAUAUUUUCCAGCUCUCUGAGUCCAUUUCUUGGAAGUGUAAUUUUUAUUGCAUCGUAUCCAAGACCAAUAAAGUAUUGGGAGGGAAUUAACAGCACCAAAAGGCUUGACAUUAUGAAUACAAGACUUCAGCAUCAAAUUGAAAAAGAUCCAGGAAAUGAUAAUGAUAAUUUGAAUUCAAUAUUCUAUGAACAUCUUGCAAGAUCACUACAGCAUUCUUUGUGCGGAGAUUUAACAUUGGGAAGAUGGGGCAACUAUGCUUCUGGCGACUGUUUUAUUCUAGUUUCAGACUAUUUAAAUGCAUUUGUCCACUUGAUUGAAACUGGAAAUGGAUUUAUUACAUUUCAGCUUAGAGGACUUGAAUUUAAAGGUACAUACUGCCACCAACGAGAGGUGGAAGCAAUAACUGAAGGUGAUGAGGAUAACACGGGAUGCUGCUGUUUCCAAAUUGGUCAUUUGCCACAUGUUCUCUCAUGUAAUGCUGCGUUCAACCUUAGGUGGCUGACAUGGGAAAUAGCAAGAAGCCAAUAUAUUCUGGAAGGAUAUAGUGUGAUUUAUACUAAUGCAGCAAGUCUUUUCCAAGUGUUUGACUUACGGAAAAUCCUCAUCAAAUAUUUUGUAAAGAGCAUAAUAUAUUUUACUGUAAAAUCACCUAAACUAUUGUACUGGCUGAAAGAUGAAUCGAUGCAGAAAGCUUUACAGCCAUUCACAAGGUGGAAUCAUGUUGUAUAUGAUAUGACCAUUUUCAACAUCAAUGUGGAUGAAGACUACAUUCCAUGCCUGCAGGGUAUUACAAGAGCCAGCUUCUGUGGUGUUUAUCUGGACUGGAUUCAGUACUGUGCUAAAAGGGAAACUAAGAAAGUUGGCACUGGUGAAGACUCCUUUUUGGUAACUCUCUGCUUUGGACUGUGCAUUUUGGGCAGAAGACUUCUUGCAGCGGCAGCACAUCACAUGCCAUUCAGUUUGGACGCAUUUCUUCAUGGACUACAUACCCUAUUUAAGGGGCAUUAUCAAAUUUCCAAAGAAGAAGAAUGGGUGUUUGCAGACAUGGACUUAUUACAUACAGUUAUUUCUCCAGCCAUCCGGAUGGCCUUGAAACUCCAUCAGAGUCAGUUCGCCUGUCCAGAAGAAUACGAGGAUCCUCUUGCACUUCAUGAAGCAAUAAAGACGUUUGGAGAAAAGAUUGUAAUUUGUGAUGAAGAAGAUCCUGCAUGGAGGUCUGCUAUACUGUCUAACAAGAAAGAAUUACUAACAUUAAGACACGUUGUUGAAGAUGGAACAGAUGAAUACAGUGUCAUCAUGCUUCACAAAAGCUAUCUCAAUUUCAAACUUAUUAAGGUUAAUAAGGAAUGUGUAAGAGGACUUUGGGCUGGACAACAACAGGAGCUGAUCUUUCUCCGGAACCGUGAUCAUGAAAGAGGCAGCAUUCAAAACAACCAACAUGUUUUAAGAAAUUUAAUCAACUCUUCCUGUGAUCAACCUUUGGGUUAUCCCAUUUAUGUAUCGCCACUCACUACAUCUUAUCUAGGGACACACAGUCAACUCAAAAAAUUAUUGGGUGGACCAAUUAAUUUUGACAUUUUUACCUCGUGGUUUCAAACAAAAUGGCUUUUGAUGAAGAAGGAUUAUGACAGAAGCCAUAAUGAUGGAAGCAUUAAUGAAGAUGCUAACUGUGAGGGUGGUUUGUCAUCAGUAACCAUCAACUCAGAAAGCAAUAACAGUGAAAGUUGUCGAAACUCAUUGAACGCUUCUCAUGCAGGCUCAGGGACUAAAUCAUUGGAGAAAAAAAAACACCAAACUAAAGGAAAAAGAAAAUAUAGGAGUCAGUCAGCCUAUACACAUUCCUCCUUAAACCAAAUACAUGUCCUUUCAAGCCUUUCUGGACCAAAUGUGGAAAAAUGUAAUUCUUCCUGUACAGAUAAUUAUAAAGAUGUCAAACGAUUAUCUUCAAGCCAUCACUGCUUAACAAAUUCCUCAAGAUCCCAGUAUGCUCCCACUGUUGUUUCCCCUGCUUCAGCAGUCAGGAAUAUUAAUGAACAAGCAAGAGAGCUUCAUCAGUCUGGCCAGACAUCAUCUACCAAUUCUACAUUGAGCCUUCUGUUUGGAAAGAAAGGAUUUUCAAGUGCAUUAGUUCUGUCUGGCCUUUCAGCUGCUGAUGGAGAUAAUACAGCAGACACCCUGUCCUCGAGUAGUGUUAAUAUAGUUGUGUGUUCACAUUCUAGAGCGGCAGAUCAAUCUACAGAGAAUAUCUACAGGACUGUGGACAUUGAUGGGCCUACAGAUGCAGGAAGAGACAGCAUGAAUACAGUAUUAUUUAAAUGUAUUAUGCAAGAAUUACUGUAGCCCCCUUAAACAAAGAUCUGCCCAAUCAGGACUUCAUUGGGCUGAAUGAGAAGUUCCUGCAUGAAAUGUCACAGGGGCCAAGAAGAAGCAGAGAGCAACUUAUACAGAGCAGCGUAAAAGUGGCAGCGACUGUCCAACCUAUUACAGUUUAUCUGCUUCAUGGAGAUUGUCCAUCAUUUAUACCUAAGGGUCCUUUACAGCACCUCAUUGUAUCCAGAAGAAAAUAUAUUCUUGAACCAUAGAGCAUGUAUAUAAACCUAUAGAGCAUGUAUAUAUACCUAAUAUUAAUAUUCAAUGGAUAGAAAUCAUGAGGUUUUUGUUAUUUGCUACCUUUCUCCCAGAUCUCUGCACCAUUACUGUAUUUUUUUUAUACAAGUUGUGCCUGCCAGGCUGAACACUUUCUACCCCCUUCUUUCUGCUUCCUGCUUUCAGGCUUGCAUGCUUAACCUGUCAGACCUGUUGUAUUUUUUGUGUUGACCGAACAUAAUUGUUUUGAAUAUUAGCUGUGUGACUCAAUUAUUGCAUAUUUUUAUCACACAUUGAUUUGUUUGAACUUAAAGAUACAAGCCAAGAAAAUUG
Hyla sarda is the source of this 5835-nucleotide messenger RNA. RefSeq names its product pecanex 2 (gene PCNX2). Lineage: Eukaryota; Metazoa; Chordata; Amphibia; Anura; Hylidae. The transcript is spliced from 35 exons. Gene Ontology annotation, cellular component: membrane. The coding region runs from base 268 to 5256 and encodes 1662 amino acids. The record is from RefSeq and is a predicted model, not a curated record.